Molecule: messenger RNA, 156 nt
Organism: Babesia microti strain RI
Lineage: Eukaryota; Apicomplexa; Aconoidasida; Piroplasmida; Babesiidae
Exons: 1
Coding region: 1-156 (51 amino acids)
Source: RefSeq, a predicted model, not a curated record
AUGCGUGCAAAUUGUAUGUGCCCUAAUGAUAAGAUAAGGUUGAGAAUAGCCUUAGCAUCAAUAAAUCAUCUAGUAGUGUCAUUUCAACGAAAUCUCCUCUAUCACUGUACAGAUCAUUCCGCUUCAACUGUGUAUAUUGUUAAAUAUUUUUUCUGA